AGUAAUCAGAGUGGUAGUCGACAGCUAAUGCUCGGACUCAGUACAUCACUGGAGAGUUAACUCUUACCGUUAUUCGAGUGAACUUUGUAUCACCCCGUUUGGAGCCCCAUCGGUGCAUCCCUCUUUUCGAAGCUUUGAUCGCUGUAUCGCUCUGGUUUGAGUCAAAGUUAAAUGUCAACAAUGGCACAAAUGGACCAAAUAUUAAUUAAGGACUUGAAGCCUGGGCAGAAAAGUGUUAACAUAGUUUUCAUAGUACUUGAUUUACUGGGUACUCCAACAAUGACGAAAGAAAAGCGGGAAAUACGAACUUUUAAAGUGGCAGAUCAAUCAGCAUGUAUUAAUGUUUCUGUUUGGGAUGAGCCUGGAGCCUUAAUGAUGCCUGGAGAUAUUAUUAAAUUGACCAAAGGCUACUGUUCCAUGUGGAGAAAUUGUUUAACACUUUAUUCUGGUAAAAUUGGGGAACUUCAAAAAAUUGGAGAAUUUUGCAUGGCGUAUAAUGACCAAGUAAACAUGAGUGAGCCGAAUGCUGCACUGACUUCUCAGUUGGUCAACAACCAACUGAGCAAUGGGAAUAAUGGGAAUAAUGGCAAACAUGUUCCAGUACAAAAUAGUGCACCAACUACUCCACCGCCAGUAUUGACUGAAAAAUCAUCAUCAAACAAAGGAGGAAACGGAGCUCAGCAGGCAACUUACAGCAGUUCAUCGGCGACCACGCCAUCGCCGACCAGCAGUGGAAAUCAAAAAGCGACGACCAAAAACACUACCAGGGCACGAGCCACGUAUAGCAGAAACGGCGUUCGUGCGUCCGAGCGCAGAUAACGCGCGGAUUCAUAGAAAGCGCGAAGUACUCGCGACCAGACGAAGCGCACGAUGUGAAAAAGACGCACAAUCGGAUCGGAUUGGAUUGCACGUGUGCUGCUUUCGUCGAAAAAGAAAAAAAACUUAGUUAUAAAUUCAUAGAUUCUUGAAAUGUAUACUUUUUUUUUUAAAUUCAACUACGUUGCCUUGCUGGUUCAUUUA
Messenger RNA from Trichogramma pretiosum, 1020 nucleotides. RefSeq names its product SOSS complex subunit B homolog. NCBI's taxonomy places the organism in Eukaryota, Metazoa, Arthropoda, Insecta, Hymenoptera, Trichogrammatidae. Gene Ontology annotation, cellular component: SOSS complex. Gene Ontology annotation, molecular function: DNA binding. The transcript is spliced from 5 exons. The coding region runs from base 172 to 819 and encodes 215 amino acids. Gene Ontology annotation, biological process: double-strand break repair via homologous recombination; mitotic cell cycle checkpoint signaling; response to ionizing radiation. The record is from RefSeq and is a predicted model, not a curated record.